This is a messenger RNA of Micromonas commoda, 1620 nucleotides long. RefSeq lists its product with no specific name. Bases 1 to 1620 code for a protein of 539 amino acids. Lineage: Eukaryota; Viridiplantae; Chlorophyta; Mamiellophyceae; Mamiellales; Mamiellaceae. Gene Ontology annotation, molecular function: guanyl-nucleotide exchange factor activity. The record is from RefSeq and is a predicted model, not a curated record. The transcript has a single exon. Gene Ontology annotation, cellular component: cytoplasm.
AUGUCGCUUGACGCUCGCGACGACGUCACCCGCGGCGUCCCCUGGGCCUCGCGUCCCCAGGGAAGUGUCCUCGCCGUCGGUCUUCCCAAUUCCCGGGAUUCGCCAAUUACACGCGGCACAAGCCUUCGCGUUCGUCCUCGGCGCGCGGUUCUCGCGGUUCUGUUUUCGGCGGCGAGCGGGGCGAACGCGGCGAGCGUAGCCUGUGGACAAAUUCAUACCUGCGCCAUACGGGACGACGGCACGGUAUGGUGCUGGGGCAACAACUGGAACGGGUUGCUCGGGAUGGGAUCCGCUGGUGGAAGCUCCGCUGCUCCGGUUGGUCCGCUCGACCUCGGCUCGGGGCGGACGGCGAAGGCCAUCUGCGGUGGAUCGACUCACAGCUGCGCGAUUCUCGACGACGGCACCGUCAAGUGCUGGGGUUACAACAACGCCGGUCAGCUCGGGUACGGCGACACCACGACCAGAGACGCUCCACCCGCGACACCGGUGGACCUCGGCACAGGGCGAACGGCAAAGGCGGUGUCAUGCGGAUUUUAUUCCACCUGCGCGAUUCUCGACGACGAUAGCCUCAAGUGCUGGGGAGAAAAUAAUAACGGUCAGCUCGGAGUCGGUGAUACCACAGACAAAACUAGUCCUACGGCGGUGGUUGCCACGAACCUCGGCGCGGGGGUGAAGAGCGUUGCUACCGGUUCCGAUCACACCUGCGCCGUGCUGAACGACGGGAGUUUGAAGUGCUGGGGACUCGCCAUGGGUGUAUCUCUGGGCUACGGUGAUGUAUCAAAUAGAAACACCCCACCCGCAGAGAACGUCAACCUUGGCGCGGGACUAACGGCAAAGAGUGUUUCAGCUGCGUAUCGUCACACGUGUGUCAUCCUGAACGACGACACCCUCAAGUGCUACGGACAAAAUUUUGCUUCUGAGCUCGGGUACGGCGACACGACAGCAAGAUCGAUCCCCGACGCAAACGCGAUAGAUCUGGGUUCCGGUAAAACGGCGACGAGCGUUUCGACUGGAACUGAUAGCGACAGUAGUAACGCUUUCAGUUGCGCCGUGCUCAACGACGGGAGCGUGAAAUGUUUCGGCGCAAAUUCUAAAGGGCAGCUCGGAACUGGGUCGUACAUGCCACCUCCCGGAAAUCUUCCGGCUACGGUGGACCUCGGCACGGGGCGGACAGCAACGAGCGUCUGCUCGGGAGAGCGCCACUCGUGCGCCGCAUUGGACGGCGGCACCAUAAAAUGCUGGGGGCGAAACAACAACGGGGAAGUAGGAAACGGGUCGCCUUCCUCCUUCGGCGUCGCGACGCCCGCCGAGGUCGCCUUCUCAUCAAGCUCCGGCGGCUCGAGCUCCGGUGGCUCGAGCUCCGGCGGAUCCGGCGCGAGCGGCCCUCCCGGCCCUCCCGGCCCUCCCGGGUCGUCAUCGUCAUCGGGUAACGUGACGUCGUCAUCGGGUAACGUCACGUACAUCUAUGUCGCGGGGCCGCCGGGACCGGGCGGACCCCCCGGGCCCGGGUACCUCAACUCGAACGCGAACGUCACGGCCGACACCGACACCGGCGCGAUGACCCACGCCAACACCCUGGCGAUAUUCGCCUUCUCCACCCUCGUGAGUCUCCUGAUGUAA